This is a messenger RNA of Centruroides sculpturatus (bark scorpion), 813 nucleotides long. RefSeq names its product E3 ubiquitin-protein ligase MARCH5-like. The coding region runs from base 187 to 687 and encodes 166 amino acids. The record is from RefSeq and is a predicted model, not a curated record. Lineage: Eukaryota; Metazoa; Arthropoda; Arachnida; Scorpiones; Buthidae. The transcript has 3 exons.
CAUUAGUAUUUUAAAUGAAUAAUAAUAAAAGUUUUAAUAAUUUGUUACAUUUGAUUUAUAGGAACAUUUGUUCAAAUAAUAGACUUAACAGAUCGUCUUAUAUAUAGAAUUUGCCCUUUUGUGGCUGCAGGAGUAGUAAUUGGAUCUAUUUAUUGGACAGCAGUAACUUAUGGUGCUGUUACAAUUAUGCAGGUCCUUGGUCAUAAGGAAGGAUUGAGUGCUAUGGAACAAGCAGAUCCAAUUUUUUUAUUAGUGGGUUUACCUACUAUACCUCUUGCAUUAAUUAUAAGUAAAUUGACUCGAUGGGAUGAUAUUCUUUUGAAUUUAUGGAGGAAGCAUUCCUCACGUAUUCCUGCAAUAAAAUAUAUUUUUGGUGAAGAUAAUAUUUGUAAUCGAGAGCGAUCACCAACAGAAAGAUCAGCAUAUUCUGACCCUGUAUCAUUCACUCGAUUACUUUGUGGUGCUCUUAUGCUGCCAACUUUUGCAUCUUGUACAGGAAAACUUUUCUUUGGAUAUGUUAUGUCUAAUUUGCAGAGAACUAUAUGGGGUGGAGUAGCAUUUUUAAUGGUGAAAGGAAUAUUUAAAUUAUAUCUUCGUCAAAAACAUUAUGUACGUUUAUGUCAAAGAAAAAUCUUAAAUUAUAAAGAAGGAACCCAGUCUAAUCAAGAAGAACCAAAUGAUAAUUAAGAUAGUUGAUUUCAAAACUUAAAAUUUAUAUAAUAAUUGAUGUAUUAUAAUAAAGUAAAAUAUUUGUAUUAGAAAAAAUUUUUUGAUGUUUUUAAAGUUUAAUUAUUAAUUUUUAUUUAAUAAAAA